This is a messenger RNA of Drosophila subpulchrella, 2715 nucleotides long. RefSeq names its product membrane-bound transcription factor site-2 protease (gene S2P). Lineage: Eukaryota; Metazoa; Arthropoda; Insecta; Diptera; Drosophilidae. The record is from RefSeq and is a predicted model, not a curated record. The transcript is spliced from 5 exons. Bases 979 to 2505 code for a protein of 508 amino acids. Gene Ontology annotation, cellular component: membrane; cytoplasm. Gene Ontology annotation, molecular function: metalloendopeptidase activity; protein binding. Gene Ontology annotation, biological process: regulation of response to endoplasmic reticulum stress; membrane protein intracellular domain proteolysis.
CACUACAAUUUUGAAAAAAUAAAUAAAGUACACUUCACGCGCAGAUUUAUAAUACUUUGCAAAGUUAAGUGGCUGCAUUUCUGCGAUUUUCUUCCAUAGUUUUGGUCGUGUGCAAAGCAAUGCCAAGGAAUAUAAAGCUGAUAGCCACGGAUGUGAAGACGGCAGCCGGGAGAUUCUUAAAUAACGACUGCAGGAUCAUCGUGUAUACGGCAAUGGCCAUGAGGAGCAUGCACAUGUACGGAUAAACCAGCCACCUAAUCACCUGCAAAAGAAAAACAAGCUAGUUAGAUAUUCUGCAUUGAGUGGGCAAGAGCAGAAGUACCUUCCAAACUCCUAUAAUAAGCAGAAGCGAGACCAAGGCAUAUGCGGCCGAUCCAGUGGUCCAUACAAUCUUCACCGCCUGAGAAACUCCCGCCAAGCUGGUCAUGAAAAGGUAGCCGGCAGUCACACCCGACACGAAGGAUAUACAGGCCAUUACGGAGACGACCACCCGGCUCGUCGGCAGAAGUCUUCUAUAUGUCAAUUCGUGUUCGCUCAUCUGGAAUUUGUCCUUCCUCAUUCAUUUUUAUGAAGUUUUUGACAUCUAUAAAUAUUUAUUAUUAUAUGGCCCCUUUACUAUUUUUUCUUAUACUUUUGUAACCAGCUAACGAUUUUUCAACAUUUAUUUGACUUUCAAACUUUGAGCGCGCUUUUAUGUUUGUCAAUCGGCUAUCGAUUUAUUAUACCACUAUCGAUUAAAAUUAAUUUGCGCACAAGAUUUCCAGACGUGAUUAAUGCUGAUUUUUGGACUGGGUUUAACCGAAUUGCCAGUACUUGGAGUCGGAACCGGAGGACUACGAUUCCGGACAGGAUUCCCGGUCGGAAGGGGACUACGAGCAGGUAGUGGUCCUGCAAACCGGAGAACUCUACCGAAGAAGGUUCCAAUCCAUCUGAAUCACCAUCCCCUAACUCCGAUGACCUCUUGAAAGCGCACAAAUAAUGGAUCCCUUGGUGUUCUUUGUAGUACUAGCUUCGCUCUACGGCGUUCUGUACUUCUUCGACCGCUUCUUCAAAAGCUGCAUGCACUACCCUUACGAUGCCUUCCUCAAGAACACCGGACUGAGUGUCAACUUCAUGAGCCUCCAUUGGCACACAAGUGCCUUCAAUAGGACCCUCCUGCGUUGGGGAUCCGCCGGAAACAGCUGCACCCGUAGAGUAAUGCUCACCAGCUUCAAUAUCGGUGUCCUAGUCACCUUUUCGUUGCUACCGAUUGGGCUCAUCCUGCUCAUUGCCACCAUAUUUAGUAGUGGCGAGCAGGAAAGCUCUUCGUCUGCAUCCUCUCCAGUUGGAGUGCCCGUGCAGUUGGAAAUUCUGCUGCCCGGUGUCAACUUGCCGCUGGAGGAGAUCGGCUACUAUAUCACCACACUGGUGCUUUGUCUAGUGGUCCACGAAAUGGGGCAUGCCCUGGCCGCUGUCAUGGAAGAUGUGCCAGUCACCGGAUUUGGUAUAAAGUUCAUCUUUUGCCUGCCGUUGGCAUACACGGAGCUCUCCCACGAUCACCUAAACGGCCUGCGUUGGUUCCGCAAACUACGCGUUUUGUGCGCCGGCAUCUGGCACAACUUUGUGUUCGCCGGCGUGUGCUACCUCUUAAUCUCAACGGUGGGCAUCACCAUGUCACCUCUGUACGCUUACAACCAGCAUGUGGUGGUCACCGAAUUAACCAGGAAAUCUCCGCUGCGAGGGGAGCGCGGCUUGCAAGUGGACAAUCAAAUCACCCAAAUAAACGGAUGUCCGGUGGACAGCGAGGAAAGUUGGGUGACCUGCCUGCAGAACUCCCUGAAACUCAAGCCGGGCUACUGUGUGAGUGCGGACUUUGUGCAGCUAAACGACGAGAGCAGCGCCAUUUCACAUCACAGUAUCGAUGGACAGCUGCAGUGCUGCGAUGAACUGAAUCCCAAUGUGAGUUGCUUCGAGGUGGUGGAGGAUGUCAAUGGUGAUGUGCCCGUGGAGCUGCCGCAGCACGUAUGCCUAAAUGUGCGCCGCACUCUGGAGGAGGUAACGGAGCACUGUUCCUCAGGAGUCUGCAACGAGGGCUUUUGCCUGCGCCCGCUUAUUCGAAAUAUCACUGCCAUAAUGACGUUUAAGCGGCAGAAUUCACGAGGAGAAAAGCUGCCGCCGGUGAUUUAUGUGGGUCAUCCCUGGGAUGUGACCCGAACAGUAGAUGUCUCAGCCUUUGUGCCGAGAUACUCCUUCCUGAAGGCAGCGUGGCCGGAUGCCUGGCUGCUGCUACUCAAGUACAACGUUGUCUUCAGCAUAGGAUUGGCCCUGAUAAAUGCCAUCCCCUGCUUCGGCUUCGAUGGCGCCCACAUCACCAGCACCGUGAUACACAGCUUCUUGGUGGGCCGAGUGGACCAGCAUGCCAAGAGGGAUCUCAUCUCGGUGAUCAUCACCAGCGUGGGCUCUCUGCUCUUCGGACUGGCCCUGCUUAAGGUGGCCUGGCUGAGUUUCCUGCGACCUCUGCUUUAGAACUGAUACUGAUAACUGAUAAAUGGAACCUGGGAGUCCAACUCCCUCCAAAGACGCUAGACUGCUAUUUCACCUCCACGAAACACAAGAAAACACAGCGAAUUGUAGCACAUCAAAGAUUCGAAAGCUUUUGUCUUAGUCCGUAGUCCUAACUCGUAUUUAUUUUCGUACGGUUGUCGAGCUCAAAAAUAAAAUCAAAUUAAGCUAAGA